UGGAGAAGCUCACCACCUGCCAUGAAUGUUCUUCACUCUGCUCCAUCGGCCAUCGCGUCUUCUUCUUAUAUAUAAGAGCUCUAGCCACGACUACCUCCUUCACAAAUCACAACUCGAUCGGUUCUUCCGCUCUCGGCCACCUGCAAGCAACAGCGAUCAGGCCGAUCAGGGUAGCCACCCGGUCAGCAGCUAGUCCUGCCGGCCGCGAACUCGCAGCUGUACGUUUUGCCCUGUCGUCCGUCCCCUCUUCGCCUCUGCUCUGCAGCUGCGCGUAUACCUGUCUGUUGGCAUUCAGCAGCGCGACAUGAAGCAAAAGAUCGUGAUCAAGGUCAGCAUGUCGUCAGAGAAGAGCCGGUCCAAGGCCAUGGCACUUGUCGCCAGAGCCGACGGGGUCAGCUCGAUGGGGAUCGUCGGCGACGGCAAGGACCGGCUGGAGGUGGUCGGCGUGGACGUCGACACCGUCUGCCUGGUCACGUGCCUGCGCAAGAAGCUCGGCCACGCUGACAUCCUGCUGGUGGAUGAAGUCAAGGACAAGAAGGCGGAGGAGAAGAAGCAGCCGGAGAAACCCAAGGUCGUGGAACUGCCGCCGUAUUACUGCCCCUGUUAUUACGGUUACUACUGCCACUACCACCACCACUGACCGCCGGCGGCGGCCCCGUGGUGCUGAGUGUGUGUGUGUAGUUUGUUUUUAUUUGGAAGAUUGCCAGUUUUUUUUUCAUUAGUUCUAUACGUAUUUGAUUGAUACUGUUCUCCUGUUUAUAUAAGAGGAAAGUUAUAAACAAACAAUUUUGGUACUGUCCAUU
This is a messenger RNA of Sorghum bicolor (sorghum), 803 nucleotides long. Its product is annotated as heavy metal-associated isoprenylated plant protein 46. The record is from RefSeq and is a predicted model, not a curated record. Lineage: Eukaryota; Viridiplantae; Streptophyta; Magnoliopsida; Poales; Poaceae. The transcript has 3 exons. Bases 305 to 640 code for a protein of 111 amino acids.